AUGAAGCGAAUAGAGCCCUCGAGAAAAGAAAGUAUCAGAUUAUUCGACGAAGUUGGCGGGCAACCCUUGAAUUGGGGAUUCACGAUAUGUGUUAUCGUCUUUGUAAGUCGUUUUUAACCUCAAUUUUGAAAAUUUUACGAUGUUUCAUUGAAAAAAGAACCAAAUUUUUUGGUAUUGUUCUGCAUAAAAUUCUCGGUGAUUUCUGCAUAACUUGAGCUAAAAAAGUUUUGCCAAAUUUCCAAAUAAUCAAAGCACCAAGUUUUAGGCCCAUAAAUUUUUUUUUUUUUUAAUUUUCAACCCAAUAUUUCGACUUUCCUGGCAAACAACCUUUCUCGUGCCUUUUCCAAUCACAUUAUUUAUCCAAAAUUUCAACGACGAUUGCGCAAUCCUUCGAUGACUGGCGUUUCUCACAGCAAAACUCGUAAAAAUCAAAAAAGUCGCGCAAAAAUUUUUUAAAACUGUUCUUAUUAUAUCAUCGACGAAUGUCUAGUACCGUAAACAAUCUUUAUAAAUUUGUUGUUUAUUAUUUAGAUUCUACACCCAAAAUAUGCUAUUUUUAGCCUUCUACUUUCGUCAUUUUUGCUCUAGUGGACUUUGUCAUCAAUAUUUGGAAAUAAAACUUGUUACAAAUUUUGUUCCGACGAAGAUUAAAGACUAAACAAAGGUUUAAUAAACCUACAAGAGCUACAGAUCACGCGCUAAACUUUUGGCGUCAAAGAUUUCUGAAAAUCGUCUCCAAAAUAACUGGUAUUGUAAACCGUCUUGUUUAUUACUUUUUCGGUCAGCCGUUACUGAGAAAGCAAAAAGCAAAAGUCAAUAUCGAUUAGCAAAUUUGUUCGUCAAUAGGAAAGUGUGAUAAUAGUUACGUAUUCUACCGUAAUUUUUUUGUUGAAAAUUGCACUUGCAAAAAAAAUUUCGAUUUUCCUCGUAUCCACUUGCUUGCAAAGUUGGUGGAAAAUCUCGACCAACUUUUCAAAGUAAGAGCUAAAAUUUUCAGCAAUUAAUUUGCAGCUGACAUAAAGUAUAUACACAAAAUUUUAAGAAAAUCUGAGCACUUCUUCCUCUCGUGAAAAAUUGACUCUCAUGUCAGUAAAACAAUUUCCAAAACAAAUAUUUUCGCUUCCAGAUAUGCUCAAUGAACAUUCUGAUCCUAAUCGGUCUACGGUUUCUUCUCGAACUAAAAGAUGAAUACGAUCAGCCCAUUCUAAAGGAUUAUCAGCAAGAGAUAGUCCUUCAGCUGACCGGAGCUUUUGCUCUUUCUUUUGGAUUUGGAUGCUGUUGUUGUUUCUGUUGCGGAGGAAGGUUGCCGCAGUAAGUUUUAAAAUAUGAGCGAAUUACCUAUCUCUAUCAAAAAUACCUUGCUAAUAUCAAGUAUAAUAUCAAAAAUUUUCAGCUGGAUCUGCAAAGGUAUUGGCAGUUGUUUCUCCUGUCUAUGGCAAUCAAUCCAAAAUCCUAACAAGCAUAAGACCCUUUACAACGCCCCUCUCUCGCCGGGCGCUCUGGCCAGACAACGUCGAAUUCGUCCAUAUGUAAUUGAUAUGGUAAGCCAAAAGAGACUUUUAAAAUGGGAACGAGACGAGGCGUGGGGGUAUAGCUCAGUGGUAGAGCGUCCGCUUUGCAUGCGGAAAGUCAGGGGUUCAAACCCCCUUACCUCCAAAGAAAUUUUUUGGGUUUUCAGUGGGCGAAAUGACUAAAUUAAUAUUUUAAAGUUGCCUAUAGCCGUUUCUCGCCUUAAUCUUGCCAAAAUCAAACAAAUUAGUCAUAAAAAUGAUCAGGAACUGCCUAAACCUCUCCACGCCUUUUAGUUUUCUCUAAAAUUCAUUUUAUUUUUCCAGAGCAACCAUCAAAGUACCAUGUCUACCAACGACCACAGCUCCGGUAGUUCCAGUCCAAAUCCGACCAAACACAAAAUGGAGAUUCUACCAGUCGAUAUCUCUACUCUGCCGACCAACUCAACCACAACCGUCCGCACAGAGGACAAAGAAUCACGUCCAAACAUUAUCGGCUACUUCGAUUCCCCACAAACUUCGAGGACGUCUUCUAAAACUACUGAAGAGUCUACAGCCAAAGAAUUGCAAUCUCGAAAACUAGAAGAAGACCUCGAGAGAGGAGAAAGGAAAUCACAUUCAAGUGAAGAUGAAAUUGCGCCACUGCCAACGAAGAAGGAGAAAAAUGAGAAAAAAUUGGCGAUCGAUUUCAACAGUGAGAUGACAAGACAUUUGAGUCUGCCUUGUGGCCCAAAAAAUGUCUAUAUCGUCUAG
Messenger RNA from Bursaphelenchus xylophilus (pine wood nematode), 2261 nucleotides. NCBI's taxonomy places the organism in Eukaryota, Metazoa, Nematoda, Chromadorea, Rhabditida, Aphelenchoididae. The record is from the annotation of a GenBank genome assembly.